This is a messenger RNA of Helianthus annuus (common sunflower), 1456 nucleotides long. RefSeq lists its product as uncharacterized. The transcript has 2 exons. Lineage: Eukaryota; Viridiplantae; Streptophyta; Magnoliopsida; Asterales; Asteraceae. The coding region runs from base 120 to 1373 and encodes 417 amino acids. The record is from RefSeq and is a predicted model, not a curated record.
AGUCAUAGCAUAUGCAGGAUUUGUGAAAUGAAUAUUAGCCCACUUUUUUGGCUAUACAAAUGUAGUAAAUGUCGGUACUACAUUCACCUUGAUUGCGCAACAUCGAGGGGGAACCCUUCAUGUCCAUCUUCUCACACGGAAUAGGCAGCAGUUAUACUAAUGUUGAAGCUGCUGAUUAUCCUAACUUUCUCCACUACCCACUCCCUGAUGAAUCCCACAACAUCUUACAACACCACUUUCGUAGAGAAGAUUAUCGACAUUUUGAUCAAAUUAUAUUUGAUAAGGGGUUGUACACACAUUCCCGUCAUAAUCACCCCUUACAGCUAAUCAAUGCACCUGAUACAAGUAUCGUAGGAACUCUUCACAACCCCAUGAUGAGGAUUAAGUUACUAUGCAAUGGAUGUUUGAGCCCAAUUACAACAACGCCGUUUUAUGUGUGCAAUAAAGGUUGCCACUUUCAUCUCCACGAGUGGUGCACAAGACUACCUAGUGAACUAGAAAAGCAUCCAGGCCACCCACAACACACGCUUGUUCUCUUUCACUCUUAUACUAUAGAUGAUUAUAAGGGGUUAGAGUGUGAGAUUUGUGGAUUAUGUUGCAAUGGAUUUAGAUACCAUUGUACCGAAUGCAAAUAUCGAGUUGACGUGAAGUGUGGACUUAUUAUGCCUGAUAGAAUUACACAUGAAGCACAUCCAUAUCACUUACUUUCAAGAGUAGAUGUAUCAUCAAUCCAAGACAUAUUGUGUAAUGCUUGUGGUUUUGAGUUUACACGAGGUCAGUUUGCUUUUAGAUGUAAUUCUUGUGAUUUCUUCUGCCUGCAUAUUGGGUGCGCUUUGCAUUUGCCCAGGAGAAUUAAGAACAAGUGUGACAGGCACCCCCUAGAGCUAAGUUACUUCCCAAUUGAGGACUACAAGAGCGACUACUUCUGUGAAGUUUGUGAGGAGGAGCUUAUUCCUGAAAGAUGGUUCUAUCAUUGCAAAGAAUGUGGGCAGUCAGUACAUUCUGCUUGUGCUUCGUUGAUACUAAAGUCCGAACAAGAUGUUAAUAAAUCUUCUCCUGAGGUGCCGGAAGGUGUUUUUAAAUUUCUUAAUAUGAAGUUUGGGGUUCUUACUAACCUUUCUAGUCAUCCACAUCCCGUGUCAUGUCAUGUGGGGAUUGAAGGUGACGGUUGUUGCAAGUUUUGUACAAGUGAAUUGCAAUCAGAAUUGAUCUUCAAGUGCCUUGAAUGUAAUUUUGCUAUUCACGUCCGCUGUCCCUCGGGUAGCCGAUUGGUGGAUAUUAAUAUUACACGUUACAGACCUGAUAUAGAGGUCGAAGAUGAUGCCGCGGUAACUUUCUAUCCUGGAAAAGUUAUUAUGAGACCCGUCACAUGAAACUGGGAAGCUGUCGAUGGAAAGCCGUAAAUAUUGUAAUUAUUACUUUUCUUAUCUCAUGUGUCACUGAAUUGGUUUCUUUA